This is a messenger RNA of Sebastes umbrosus (honeycomb rockfish), 5379 nucleotides long. RefSeq names its product microtubule associated monooxygenase, calponin and LIM domain containing 1 (gene mical1). Gene Ontology annotation, molecular function: FAD binding; protein binding. Lineage: Eukaryota; Metazoa; Chordata; Actinopteri; Perciformes; Sebastidae. Bases 410 to 4279 code for a protein of 1289 amino acids. The record is from RefSeq and is a predicted model, not a curated record. The transcript is spliced from 26 exons.
CGGAAGAGGCUCCGCUCUCGCGCAGUGAGAGCGCGAGGCGCAGGUGAGCACAGAGGCGCGCGCUCUGUAUCUGUAAACAAAGACAAAAGCAAACAUGGAAUCGACAGGCAGGAUACAGGUGGACGGAUACCCGGUUACAGCACGACUUCAGAACCGGCUGGAGAUCAGUGUUUGAUCCAACAUCCUGAUAACACACAGCGUUGCCAGACACACUGAGCAGAGCUUACACAUGUAAUAAGGCCAUUUCAUUCUUGCUAAAUGUUUUUUGCUCUGGCAGAACACUGGCACUAUUUGCAGCCCGUUAGGAGACUUUCACCUCGAUGCAAUCUUGAUUAAUCAUUUCAGACCAAAGUCUUUUCAACCAACAAACCCAGUGACCAAAGGACCGGGUCGGCCAUCAUCCUCCACUAUGGCGAGCCAGGACCCUGUCAACCCUUCACAUGCGACAUUUGACCUCUUCAUCCAGGCCCAGACUUGCAAGGAGGUGAAGCACCACUUUGCUGCGCUCUGCAAGCAGCUGGAUAUCAAUCCUAAGGAUUUCAGGAAUAUCGUUAAGUUAAAGGAAAGACUGAACUACUGGAAGGCCAAAGCCCUUUGGACCAAGCUGGACAAAAGGGCAUCUCACCCGGAUUACAAGCAAGGAAAAGCCUGCGUCAAAAACAAGUGUCUCGUCUUGGGUGCUGGACCAUGUGGGCUGAGAACGGCCAUCGAGCUGUCCCUGCUGGGAGCUCAGGUGGUGGUGUUGGAGAAGAGAGAGUCGUUCUCCAGGAACAAUGUUCUCCACCUGUGGCCCUUCACCAUUUAUGACCUCCGUGGGCUCGGAGCCAAGAAGUUCUACGGCAAAUUCUGCACUGGGUCUCUGGAUCACAUCUGCAUCCGUCAGCUGCAGUUGAUUCUAUUGAAAGUGUCACUGCUCCUCGGGGUGGAGGUGCACACCGGAGUGGAGUUUCAGGGCCUGAUUGAGCCCUCAGGAGAAAACGGUUGGAUGGCCAAGCUGCAGCCUGCGUCACAUCCUGCUGCAGCCUUCCAGUUUGACGUUUUCAUCUCUGCUGGAGGAGGGAGGUUUGUCCCUGAUGGUUUUAAGCACAAGGAGCUGAGAGGCAAGCUGGCUAUCGGCAUCACGACCAACUUCAUCAACAGACACACGGCUGCAGAGGCCCAGGUGGCGGAGAUCAGCGGUGUGGCCCGCAUCUACAACCAGAAGUUCUUCCAAGAGCUGCUCACUGAGACGGGUAUUGAUUUGGAGAAUAUUGUCUACUACAAAGACGACACCCACUACUUUGUCAUGACUGCCAAGAAGAAGAGCUUGCUGAAGAAGGGGGUCAUUAAACAGGACUACAGCAAUGCAGAGGAGCUACUAGCUCCUGACAACGUGGAUCAGGAGGCUCUGUGCCACUACGCCCAUGAUGCUGCCCACUUCUCCACAGGUGGCAAUCUGCCUGACCUUGAGUUUGCUAAGAACCACGCCGGCAAGCCAGACGUGGCCAUGUUCGACUUCACCUGCAUGCACCGUGCUGAGAACGCCUCUCUGGUCAGGGAGAGGAAGGGGAAGAAACUGUUGAUGGGUCUUGUUGGAGAUUGCCUGGUGGAGCCUUUCUGGCCUCUAGGCACAGGUAUUGCCCGUGGGUUUCUAGCCUCUUUUGACACCGCGUGGAUGGUGAGGAGCUGGGGCAUGGGGGUCCCACAUCUUAAGGUCCUGGCUGAGCGAGAAAGCAUCUACCAGGCCCUGUCCCAGACCACACCAGAAAACACCAGCAAAAACUACGCUGGCUACAGCAUUGACCCCAAAACGCGGUACAAGAGAGUCAACCUCUCCUCCAUCCAGAGCAGCCAGGUGCAGCACCUUCAUGAUGUUGAUAAAUCCAAUACAGCGAGCAAGAAACAGAAGAACAGGUUUUCUUACAUGCAUCAAGACUCAGUCAGCGGUUCUGAAGAGUUGUUGAAGUGGUGUCAGAGACACACCGCGGGUUAUAAGAAUGUGAAUGUAAAAGAUUUUACCCAAUCCUGGAGUUCCGGGCUGGCUCUGUGUGCGCUGAUCCACUACUUCAGACCUCAACUCAUUGACAUGUCCUCCCUGGAUGAGUCCAAUGCUGUUCACAACAACCAACUGGCCUUCAGCAUCUUGGAGAAGGAGCUGGGCAUCCCACCUGUCAUGUCUGCCAGCGACUUAGCCAACAGCGGUCAGAUAGACAAGUUAUCCAUGGUCCUCUACCUCGCCCAGGUCCAAAGUGCUUUUACUGUGUCAGUAAAAGGUAAAAGUUUGGACCCUGCAGCCUUCCUGCCGUCGUCCAAGCCUCUGACUCUCUCCCAGACACAGUCAGCUGUCUUUUUCCUGACCAAGCUGAAGCACAACUCACUGCAAAGACGCAAGGAAAAGCUGGCUACUGAGAAAAGAAAAAGAGAGCCAAGAAUGGGAGAUGAGGACAGUACGGUGGUGCCUCCUAUGUCCCCCGUGUCCCCCGUGUCCCCCGUGUCCCCCGUGUCCCCCGUGUCCCCCGUGUCCCCUGUGUCCCCCUUGACCGCCGAGCUCAGUCCUACACCUGAACCUGAGCCUGAACCUACCGGUGCAGUUGUGUCAAUGACUAACAGCGAGGAGUGUUACUUCUGUGCUAAGAGGGUCUAUGUGCUGGAGCGCAUCAGCGCUGAGGGCAAGUUCUUCCAUCGGAGCUGCUUCACCUGCCAUCGGUGCGGCAUCACACUCAGACUGGGAGGAUACACAUUUGACCAGACUACAGGGAGAUUUUACUGUGAGCUGCACUCUGAAGAACUGGAGCUGGAAAACGGGGCUGAAACAUCGUGUAAGGAUCACCAAGGAACAACUGAAGACAACAUGCUUUCCAGUGAUGAUUAUACACCAUCUCCAUCAGAUGAGGAGUAUGAGCACACUCUGGACUGUGGCCCCUCUGCUCACUCACAGUCACAUAAACCUGAAGGACAGGACCACCAUAUACUUGAAUCCAAAGAGGAGUCCCGAGAACCACAUACAUCCAAAACUCCCACAGAUCCUCCAUCUAAAACUGCACCCAGCGAGGACGAGGAGGCCGUGCCCUAUCCUAUCCCCAAACCCCGCCUCUCUCAGCAGACCACACCCAGCCCUCAGCCCUCCCCUCCAAGAGCAAAACCUCGCACAGUUCACCUUUUUAAUCCCUCGACCCCAGAAAAAUCUCCAACUCCUACUAAAGAGAUCUCCAAGACUGCACCAGAUUCCCGUCCGAAGCAGUCGCUCCGAAAGCUUCAGCUGACCGACGAGGAGAAAAGCCAGCUAGUGAACCUUCAGAGCCUCAGCGUGGACUCUGACUCAGAGACCCCUGGUGGAUCCUCCUCCUGCUCCUCUUCCUCUGCGACUGCAGGAGUGCCGAGCCCUCCCAAACCAGAGGGCCUGGAUGGGCAAGAAGAGGAGGGCUACUGGAGUGGGAGCACCGCUAGUCACGUCCGGGAGAAGAGGAAUCGUCGCUGCUUCAGGAGAAAAGAGAUGCCAAGCGGGCAGACCAAGGUACGAUCCAAGUUUUCCCCCUGGAAUCUCUCUUCCCCGAGGAUCAGCAGAGACACCCGGCUCAGUGUCCUCAUUAAUCAACCAGGGAGAGUGGAAACAACAUUCAGACAUGCUCACAGCACGUCAGAAGAGGGUGCCGAUGGAGAUGACGACGAUGACGACGACGACGAUGAUGAGAUGUUUGGGCGUGAUGAUGUGGACUUAUUUGAUGAGAAAUUUCAGACAAUGCCAUCAGACCCUGUUGAAGCUGAGAAGAUGGAGCUGAUGAAGAUGAGGACACUGGAGCGGCGAGCCAAGAUGAGCGAAUUACAACGAUUGCGUAAAGCCCAGUCCAUCCAGAGGAGACUGGAGGAGAUUGAGGUGACCUUCAAGGAGUUGGAGGACAAAGGUGUAGUGCUGGAGCGAACUCUGCGAGGAGAGGCCGGCAGCAGCGGCUCUCCUAAUAUGAUCGAGCAUUGGAUCCAACUCGUCCACGAGAAGAACGCGUUGGUGUCUGAGGAAUCUGACCUCAUGGUGGCGUCACGACAGCUGGAACUGGAAGACAAGCAGAGCAUGUUGGAGUCGGAGCUCAGGAAAUACAUGGAGCUGGAUGACAAGACACCAGAGCUGCAGAAAGAAGAAGAUCGGGUCCUUCAAGAGAUGAUUGACGUGGUGGACAUGAGGGACUCCCUGGUGUUGUUCCUGGAGGAGAAGAGGCUGAAGGAGAUAAGCGAGGAGCAAGAGGCCUUCUGCAUCAUGGAGGCCAAAAGGCACUCGAAGGCAGGAGCUCAGGUCCACUGGGAAUAAGGCUCUCACGCACACACAUACUCAGCAUGAACCUGUAUGUACUGUGCAGUAGAUGGCCUCGCAUCGACCGUAUGUGAGACUUGAGACUUAACUUUUGCAAAGCCAAAGAUGAUAGAAUAGUUGCGGAGGGAAACCCACCACAAGCGGUCCCUCAAGAGUUGAGGCUUAUGGGCCAGAGGCUGAGUGAAUAUCUGUUGCAAUCUGCCCCCUAGAGGGAGACAUAAGCCAGGGGAUCUGAGGCUUUGGGCCGAUGCGGCCAAUAACUCCGGCUAAGCCCUGCCUGCCGUUUAUAGUGGCAACAGACCACAUGUGAAAAAGGACCCCUAAUGUCUGCUGCACUAUUGAGCAACCACCAAUCAAUACCCAGCCUGGGACUUGGCCUGGUUUUGGUGUCAGAAACAUGUGACUCACGCGCAAAGCCAAGACUAAGCAGCAUAAAAUUACAGCGGUGGGGAAACCUGCAGUAGCUGGCUCUGGAGCCUUUGAGAGAUCUAGGUCGAAAGCACAGGAUGGAUGGUGUUUUUGAAAUGAAUAAGUGCUACUGUACACAAUGACAUAAUAUACAUAUAAUUCUAUGUUUAGUAUUUGUAUACUGAAUAAAUACGAUGGUGGAGGAAAAAACAAAGAGGUAGAUAAAGUAUUAGCAUUAAUAAAUUCCGUUACUAGUAUUUAUGAUCCAAUUUUUAUUACACUGUUUAGUUUUCCUUAAUGAAUUUUGUAGCGCUUCCUGCUGUUCACCCAGUCCUUUUCCCGUUAGCAUGUUGGCUAGUUGAUCUCAGGGGUUGGAUCAGAGUUGGGGUUUUCACCGAUGGCCUUCGACAGUCGGCUGCUCUUUGUGUGAUAGUGUAUUAUAUGGACACGGGGGGGGGAUUUCGGGGAGAAUGAAAGACAGACCUAACGGACUGGAUCAUCUAUUUAUAAAUGCUAUCUUUCAUUAUUUGCAGGUGUUCCUAUUCAUGUGCUGGCAGAAUAGACAAAAUGGAGACAAAGACCAGUUUGUUGUUAGUGAAAAGGAGCCUUAUACAUUCAUUGUCCUGCUGCCAUUUUGUGCCGCCUGGACGGCACUUCACAGUAUAUCAAAUAAAGAUCAUGCACUUUGA